Molecule: messenger RNA, 1795 nt
Organism: Aspergillus neoniger CBS 115656
Lineage: Eukaryota; Fungi; Ascomycota; Eurotiomycetes; Eurotiales; Aspergillaceae
Product: Zn(II)2Cys6 transcription factor
Exons: 3
Coding region: 1-1455 (484 amino acids)
Biological process (GO): regulation of DNA-templated transcription
Molecular function (GO): DNA-binding transcription factor activity, RNA polymerase II-specific; zinc ion binding
Source: RefSeq, a predicted model, not a curated record
AUGCCUGGAGAGCUGAUUGUGCGAACUGAAAGUAGACAGCGACGCAGAAAUACUGGGAAGAGAUCUAGAACGGGAUGUCGAACCUGCCGGGUACGGCGCAUAAAAUGCGACGAGGCACCGGGGUCCUUUGGGAAUUGUACUUCUACAGGCCGAGCCUGCGACGGAUACGAUCUGCACCGAUUCCCCAUCAAGCGGGAAUUAAACGAGGUUUUUCGUACUUCUCAAUACCGCCUUGUCCCCGACCUUGUUGGCUUUUUUUACUCCUGGCUCUGGCAGAAGCUGGUCCUGCAGAUGUGUCAUUCCGAUCCAGCGGUAUGCCAUGCUGUCAACAUGGUGAGCGCAAUUCACCAAGAUGCUGAGGAAAGAGGCAUGCGACUAGCUGGGGAGGAUUUGCAGAAUCCAAAACACCGAUUUGCACUUGAGCAGGCUGCCCGAUCUUUCGCACAUUUGCAAAAGCGCCGGGCCUCUCCCGACCCACAGCUGCGCGAGGUCGUGCUAGUGUGCUGCCUUCUUUUCGUCAUGGCAGAGCUGCUGUUGGGAGAAUUCGCCAGAGCCUUCAUACAUCUACGUAGUGGCACACAAAUUCUCGAGGAGUCGCUACGCCUUGGGAUACCAGUAAUUCCUUGUCUUUCUGAAACACUCCGCGUCUUGAAUUCCCAGUCGUCACAUGUCGGAGACUUCGAGUCAGAAUCAGGCAUUCCAGGCGAGGCGGAGAAUGAACGUGAUAUUGAGUUUUUAGACGGCUUUGAAAGUCUGAAAGUAGCGCGACAAUGCUUUCAGCGAGUCAUGUAUAGGGUGAUCCCGUUCAUUGCCACGGCUUGGAGACUUCCACAAACAGAGAUCCUAGCGAACUACGAAACGCUCUGGGCCAAACGACAGAGGCUGUUAUCCUCACUGGAGCACCUUGCAGAGCGGUUUGAACUGUUUUACCAACGAGAAUAUGCCACUCUUAACGCGAAAGAGCAAAUAGGAGCGGACAUCGUGAGGCUCCAAUUGGUUGCCAAGACAAUCGUACUGAAAACGUGCCUGCUCGACGAGUAUGACUACAGAUUGCUCACUCUUGAAUAUAGCAAUCUGUUAUCAGGAUACAAAGAAUUCAUGGACAGGUUUCCCUGUCGCCCCACUAUCACAUUGGAUUACGGACUGAGCUUUGGGCUAUUUGCUGUGGCAUCGAAAUGUCCAGACCUUGGCAUCCGUCUUCGAGCUGUUGAUGCCUUGCGCAAGUGGCCGCAUUACGAGGGCAUGAUCAAUUCCAACGCCGGGGCAGGAAUAGCGGUGGAGGCGAUCAAAUUGGAGUUGCAUAAGAUGCAGAAGGAUGAUGCGGAGCGCGUGUCUUCGACAGAUCGGGAUCCCGACGUAAGCUUUUGGGAAAUGAUCAGAAGAACGCAGAAUGGGACGCAGUGGCCGGCUGUACGCGAUGUAGAGCUGCGACUGAAGGAGACUCGACGGUUGUGAUUACCAGAGUGGUCGGGUGGUUUCACAUGUUCACUUAUUAUCUAGCGGAUCUUCAUGAUGAACUUAGGUUAUGAAAGCACAGUAUAUAGGUCAUGGUAGUAUAGUCUAGCAGGCGUAUCUACAAAAUGAAAGCAUGCCGUCUAAUACGUGGGUUGGUUACGGAUACACAGCAGAUCAAAUCCGCAUCUAUUUUUCUCUCGGGUCGGAAUUCCGAGGUGGAUGGGACGUGUGCUCACCUGUCGAGCUGGUCCAUUUCAGCCAUCUUUUCUUCUCGUUGAUGCUAAAGGCUUGCUAGAUGGGUUGAUUUGGCUUGAAUAGAUGUUGUUGAUGGGUAUUCUGG